Messenger RNA from Portunus trituberculatus (swimming crab), 1007 nucleotides. RefSeq names its product prostamide/prostaglandin F synthase-like. The transcript has 5 exons. Bases 346 to 861 code for a protein of 171 amino acids. The record is from RefSeq and is a predicted model, not a curated record. Lineage: Eukaryota; Metazoa; Arthropoda; Malacostraca; Decapoda; Portunidae.
GGGAGGAACACCCUUUGGGACUGGGCCCACUGGGGAGAGGGAAGGCGAGACCCGCGAGAGUAGCGGUGAUCGACAGGUGUCAUGGUGACUCACACUUUUGUUCUGCGCCAGCCCAUGCAGUCUGCAGCCACUUUGUACUAGUCGGCUUCCACGUCCUUGUCUUCUCCUUCAGCAGCAGAACCUCCUCAUCCCUUGUGUGUGCAGCUGUGCAUCGCUAUCAUGUCUGAGUUGGUCAAAAUUGCAGAUAAUGUGGUGAAGAAGGCGGAUACCAAAUGUGAGGUGAAGAUGAGCAGCUUUUGGGCAGAGGGCAGCUGUGUGCUUUUCUUUAUGCGCCGCUUUGGAUGAAUGUUCUGCCGGGUGGCUGCCAAGGAGCUCAGCGCCUUGGCACCCCACCUGGCGAAGGCCAAUGUUCGUCUCAUCGGUAUUGGUCUGGAGGAGCUUGGUGUGGAGGAAUUCAUGCAAGGAAAGUUUUUUGAUGGAGAACUGUAUAUUGACACUGACAAGAAGAGCUUCAAGGAUUUGAAUUUCAAGAGACUUGGCUUCCUCAAUAUGGUUCCUGCGCUUAUUGCCAAAGUGGCUCGUGAUGCUGUGCGGAAAGGUAAAGCAUGGAAGGUUGGUGGAGAUAUGAAGGGAGAUGGAUUUCAGAAUGGUGGGCUGCUUGUAGUGGCUCCCAAAGGAGAAAAAGUCCUGUUUGAAUUUAAGCAAAAUAACCCAGCAGACCAUGCAGAGAACUCAGAUAUUCUACAAGCUCUAAGCAUGGAUGUUCCUACAGAUUUGAAAGAUGCGACUGCAGUUGAUGAGUCGGUGAAAGUAACAGACCAGGAAUGUCAAGAGGCAUGUGCUAUGCCUACUGAAAAUUAAAAAGAUUUGUAGAUUGGGAUUGGAAGCUGCAGACUGAUUUGUUACCAAAAAAUAGAAAUGAGCAAGAAUGUAUACUGAUUGUUUAAUAUGAUUUCUGUAUGUGUUUGUUAUCACAAGUUUCUUAUAAAAUACAUUGAUUAAUAUUU